AUGUUGCAUGAUGCUGAUGAGGAAGAACCCUCCAAGUCAGGAAGCAAUCUUUGUAGCCAAGACAGAAUGGAGAAGAACAUGGAAAUUGAUAGCAGUCAUGGAAAAGCUCCUACUACAUCAUCAAGCGAGUCACCACCAAGAACAAUAGAAUUAUUAUGCAAGUUUUGUAAUAAGAAAUUCACAAAUAGCCAAGCUUUGGGUGGACAUCAAAAUGCCCACAAGGAUGAAAGAGCAGCAGCAAAAAAGCAAAAGAUUCUUAGCAUGGCUUCUGCUUACAAAGACUCAUCGCUUGAUUAUUCCACCUUUGCUUCAAAUCAAGCUUAUGGAUUUGGUGGCAGAACAAUGGGGUUUCAUCAAACUAAGCCUCAUGACUAUAAAUGGCCUCAUAUGCAACUCAAACAUGACUCUUGUGAUGAUCCAUGGCAAAGGCACCACAUUAUGAAUCGUUCUCAACCCACUUUGCAUCUCUUGCAGACUUUGAUGGCCGGUGGGAGUGGAUUUCAUCAACACCACAAAUCCGAUCAAUCUGUAUUUUUUACUACAUCUAGUGGAAGACCACAAAAUUUAGGGUUGCAACCACAUUUGUUACAUCCUAGUUUAUGUGACAAUGAGAAGUUUGGUCAAGCAAGCAAUUUUCCAGUAGGAUCUCAAAAUGCUAGCUUAGAGAGACAUGAUUUCAAUGUCAAGCCUUUACGAGAUAGUGAGAAUUUGGAUCGAGCAAGCGAUUCUUCAACAAGACCUCUAAAUGCAAGUACUGAGGGACUUGAUAAUAUUUCUGGCCAUGUAAGUAAUUCUCCUUCAAUGCCUGUGAAAGGAACUGUAGAGGGGCUUGAUUUGACUCUCAAGCUUUAA
This is a messenger RNA of Abrus precatorius (Indian licorice), 852 nucleotides long. RefSeq lists its product as uncharacterized. The transcript has a single exon. The record is from RefSeq and is a predicted model, not a curated record. Gene Ontology annotation, biological process: negative regulation of abscisic acid-activated signaling pathway. Bases 1 to 852 code for a protein of 283 amino acids. Lineage: Eukaryota; Viridiplantae; Streptophyta; Magnoliopsida; Fabales; Fabaceae.